Messenger RNA from Aspergillus welwitschiae, 1116 nucleotides. RefSeq lists its product as uncharacterized. The transcript has a single exon. The record is from RefSeq and is a predicted model, not a curated record. Bases 372 to 617 code for a protein of 81 amino acids. Lineage: Eukaryota; Fungi; Ascomycota; Eurotiomycetes; Eurotiales; Aspergillaceae.
AAUAGACGAGCUUGAUACUCCUAUGCUACCAAGCUCCGCAUCGAAUGGGCUGAGAACUCUGAAUCGACCGGGAGUAGUUGACGAUUAGAGGAUCCGGGUUGGAAGUACUUUGUCCGUCGUUCGAAUGUCAUUGAAAUAACAUUGUUCCUGGAAACGUUAAAACGCGAGAGCACUAAUGUUUGUCUGACGCUUAUAUUGUCUAGUCUUCUUUCUCGCUUAGACAUGAAGUUUGCAGUGACUCGUAGCCGGUAUUAUAUAUUGAUGGCUAGCCAACAGUCACAAUAGGCAGGGAGAAUAAUUGAAACAAGGAGAUCAAGUCGGAUCAUGCUGACGAUGAAUGUAGAUGAAGAAGGUUAAUCUUGUGCGGCCAUAUGUGGUUCAGAUUGAAAGUGCAUAGAAGCCCAGCAUGUUGCACGAGGAGCGAAUGGCAUGUGCUGGGCCAGUUUGCAACGGCAGUCUGGCUGUGGCACCAUUUGCACCUGGAAUCAUCUGACUGGCAUUCAUUACAUACUACCGUUCCCCUGUCCUGGUGCAACACAGUAAAGGGACUAACACCCUCAUGUCCAAUACAAGACUAUAAUAAGUUGCUGUCCCAUUUCCAUGACAUUCGAGAAUAAUUAAUAUAAAUGAUUCCAAACAUUGUCAGCUUAGCUGCCUGCAAUGGCUACAAGAGUGGUUUUGAUGGAUACAGUAUUGACCAUUCGAAUUAACCUACAUCAAGACCACUGUCUGAAAGACGAGCGUCCUAGAGCUUGCUUAAAGCGACAGAAUUCUCCCUAAACCUUGGGUUGAUAAAGCAAGGAUGUCCGCCAGAGAAUACCUAUAAUGCUAAAUCGGAAGUGAGAGAUGCAUCAGAGGAACAGUUGACACCAGACAAUGUCAGCCCAACCCAUGUGGCCUUUAGCAAAUGUGUAGGCAUCGAUUGUUGCAGUGAGUGGCCAUCCACAGCCGGACUCAUACUAUUUUUACCAAGUCGAUAUGCCGUGGAAGGUUCGGACUGACGUGUUUGUCCGCGAGACAGAGAGACUAUUUGAAACAGAUAUACUCCGGAAGCCGUCUCCGACCAGGCCCGGUCUUAUGACUACUGCAAUUAUCCAGUCAGAGUUCACACGCGGG